AAAAAGCCAAGAAAUGAAAGAAGUGAAAUUGCAGAGAGGCGCACAGAACAGACAUUGUUGUUAGCCGCACGCGCUUCGUUAUCGGACACAGCCCCUUUCUUGCGGUGGUUCUCAUUCUUCCUGCGGCCGAGAGACGCACCAGCAAAUCCGCCCUCUAUUUUAUCGUUCUCAAAAUCCAGUUCCCCAACUAAUCUGUAGCGGAUUCUUUAUUCCCCUUCACAAUCUUGUCCUAAUUAUUCGACCCAUCUCGCUCUUCUUCAGCAAUGGCUGUCAAUUCGUCGACCCAUCUCGCAUCUCCGCCGCUUCGUUCGCUGCCUCGUUCCUCCUUCGCUUUCUUUUCUCGCAUCUUCUUGCACCCUGUUUCGCCCACUGGCUUCCCUAGGCGGAGCCUCGUCUCAGUUCGUGCUCAGGCGCCGACUCCCGAUGGCUAUGGAUCCAAGCAGCCGCUCAGUUUGGGGGAAUCUGGACCUGUAUUCGAGUCCACUGGUUCACCGUCGUCGUCAUCGGUUAUUGAUUUCCUUACAUUGUGCCAUCGGCUUAAGACUACGAAGAGAAAGGGCUGGAUCAAUCAUGGAAUAAAUGGUCCUGAAUCAAUUGCUGAUCAUAUGUACCGCAUGGCUUUGAUGAGUUUGAUAGCCGGUGAUCUUCCAGGAGUGAAUAGAGAAAGGUGUAUCAAGAUAGCUCUUGUGCAUGAUAUUGCUGAAGCUAUUGUUGGAGAUAUUACGCCAUCUGAUGGUGUGCCGAAAGAAGAAAAGAGCAGAAGAGAGUCAGCAGCUUUAAAUGAAAUGUGCCAACUUCUUGGUGGAGGCAUGAGAGCUGAAGAGAUCAAAGAACUUUGGACCGAGUACGAAAACAAUUCUUCAUUGGAGGCUAAUCUUGUGAAGGACUUCGAUAAAGUUGAAUUGAUCCUUCAAGCAUUUGAAUAUGAAAUAGAACAUGGGAAGGCGCUGGAUGAGUUCUUCCAUUCAACCGCUGGAAAAUUUCAGACUGAUGUAGGAAAGAGUUGGGCAGCUGAGGUAUUGUCCAGAAGGAAUUCAAGAUUGACAAACAGACAUAAUUGAUGAUCUUCUUUAGGUACUUCUUCCUUUAUUGUUCAUCCAACUCACAAUACACAAGUUAAGAAAGUUGGAAUUUGUGUAUCUUAGAACAACACACUCUCCUGGUGAUGCCUGCUGGGAGAAGUGGCUUUAGUUAUUAUUAUCAUCAUCAUAUUUAUAAAUUUAGGGUUCUUCGGUUAAAUUAUAUAUUUAAUCGAUACCUAUUUGGUCUUUAAUUUUGAUUUGUUGGGAGAAGUGUAGCUAACUAGUUAAACUAUACAUCAUUCAUCAAUAGAUCAAAGGUUCGAAUC
Molecule: messenger RNA, 1348 nt
Organism: Cucurbita pepo subsp. pepo (vegetable marrow)
Lineage: Eukaryota; Viridiplantae; Streptophyta; Magnoliopsida; Cucurbitales; Cucurbitaceae
Product: Metal-dependent phosphohydrolase
Cellular component (GO): cytoplasm
Molecular function (GO): 5'-deoxynucleotidase activity
Source: RefSeq, a predicted model, not a curated record